Molecule: messenger RNA, 990 nt
Organism: Closterium sp. Naga37s-1
Lineage: Eukaryota; Viridiplantae; Streptophyta; Zygnematophyceae; Desmidiales; Closteriaceae
Source: the annotation of a GenBank genome assembly
AUGGGAGGCGAAGGGUCGAGCGGAGGGGCGAGCGGAGGGGCAAGCGGAGGGGCGAGCGGAGGGGCAAGCGGAGGGGUGAAUGGAGGGGAAAGCGUAGGGGGAAGCGGAGAGGGGAGCAGUGGGGGGAGUGACAUGAAGAGCGGAGGGGAGAGUGACAUGGGGAGUGGAAGGGGGAGUGACACGGGGAGCGGAGGGGGGAUUGACAUGGGAAAUGGACUGAAGAGUGACCCGGGAAGUGGAUGGGGGGGUGACACAGAAAGUGGAGGAAAGAGUGACACGGGAGCCAGAGGGGGAAGUGACACAGAAAGUGGAGGAAAGAGUGACACGGGAGCCAGAGGGGGAAGUGACACGGGAAGCGGAGGGGGAAGUGACACGGGAAGCGGAGGGGGAAGUGACACGGGAAGUGGACUGAAGAGUGACCCGGGAAGCGGAUGGGGGAGUGACACGGGAAGCACAGGGGGGAGUGACACGGGAAGCGGAGGGAAGAGUGAUACAGGAAGUGGACUGGGGAGUGACUGGGUGGGUGGAAGGGGAAGUGGGACGGAGGUGGAGGGCAAGCGAGUGGAGGGCAAGCGAGUGGAGGGCAAGCGAGUGGAGGGCAAGCGAGUGGAGGGCAAGCGAGCGGAGGGCAAGCGAGCGGAGGGCAAGCGAGUGGAGGGCAAGCGAGCGGAGGGCAAGCGAGCGGAGGGCAAGCGAGUGGAGGGCAAGCGAGCGGAGGGCAAGCGAGUGGAGGGCAAGCGAGUGGAGGGCAAGCGAGCGGAGGGCAAGCGAGCGGAGGGCAAGCGAGUGGAGGGCAAGCGAGUGGAGGGCAAGCGAGUGGAGGGCAAGCGAGCGGAGGGCAAGCGAGCGGAGGGCAAGCGAGUGGAGGGGGGGGAAGUAAGAAUGAAGGCGGUGCACCGGGCUCCGGAGGCGGAGAGUCAGUUGGAGCUUCAGGUGGAGGGUCAGGUGGAGCAUCAGGCGGAGCAGGUGGAGCAUCAGGUGGAGCGUUAG